This is a messenger RNA of Peronospora farinosa, 858 nucleotides long. The record is from the annotation of a GenBank genome assembly. Lineage: Eukaryota; Oomycota; Peronosporomycetes; Peronosporales; Peronosporaceae.
AUGCUAAUUGCUCUCGCGCUAGUCGCGUGGUCAUCUGCGAACGCGGCCUCCGCGAUGCCGAAGGAUGUCAUCCGUACCACCUACGACUUUACGACAUCAAAUAUUACUUACACCUUAGCCUCGGUCUCAAACGCGGACAUGGAAUCUUAUCACAUUAAGCGUGAGAAGCUUUCGUCAAUAAAGAAAAUCAGGGAAGGGCUACUCAAACUUAUUGAUAGCCCCGAGAUGUUUAAAGGCAACCCCAUUAUCAAGUGGAGGGACAAUAUCGUGAAAAAUCUGCUAGAGUUGCAGGUCACAAAGUGGAUACACGACAAACUAGAUGAGAGCAAAGUAUUCGAGGAAUUAAAGCUCCACAAGACGAAUAAUGACCCUUUGAAUAGCCCGGUCUUUUUCCAGUGGUUUAACUUCGUCGAGAAAUCGUACAGUUCGGACAAGGCAUAUGAGGUGAUCCUCAAAAGAGUAUUUCCUUAUUACAAAAGUAUGAAUGCUUUGGUGGGUGCGCUGGAUGCUGCCGCUAGUAAGAAAGCGGUUGCUCAAUAUCUACUAAACUACCAGUUCGACGAGUGGAAAACUAAAAAUAAAGAUGCGGCCGCCCUUCUCGAAAUUUUGGGUUUCGAUUCGACAAAUGACGACCCAUUCAAAAACCCGGCUUUGUCCGCGUGGGUCGACUUCGUCAAGUUAAUAUCCUCGAAUGAUCUUGAAGCAAGUAAGACAAUGCUGUCCAGCCUUAAAACAGUUUACAAGGACAAUCUGGACAGUGUUUUAUCGAAAGGAACAAAAACAAAGAUUGAUCGGUUGAAACGUGUCGCUCAUGAGCUGCAAGGUACAGAGCGGAAACGGCAGAAAGGUUCGACUUGA